Messenger RNA from Corythoichthys intestinalis (scribbled pipefish), 11551 nucleotides. RefSeq names its product Rho guanine nucleotide exchange factor (GEF) 10-like a (gene arhgef10la). The record is from RefSeq and is a predicted model, not a curated record. Gene Ontology annotation, biological process: positive regulation of stress fiber assembly; SREBP signaling pathway; actin cytoskeleton organization. Bases 482 to 4204 code for a protein of 1240 amino acids. Gene Ontology annotation, molecular function: protein binding; guanyl-nucleotide exchange factor activity. Lineage: Eukaryota; Metazoa; Chordata; Actinopteri; Syngnathiformes; Syngnathidae. The transcript is spliced from 27 exons. Gene Ontology annotation, cellular component: cytosol.
UAAGCGAAACCCGGAAGCGACCGCCGAGACAGAUUGGUUUUAAUUCCGCUAUGCCCGCCUAUUUACCCCCUAACCUCUCCGUGAUUGGUCCAAAAUCCCUGCUCGAUCCCUCCUAUUGGUCACUCACUUGUCGUUGACCUGUUUCGCCAUUGGCCGGUGUAGCGUGAGAGCUCUCCCUCGGUCGUCCAGCUUUUGUGCCGCUGUCUGGGUAACAGCGCGGGGUCGUGGACGGUGGGAGGAGGGAGACGAAGCGAAGAAAGGACAGACAGGGAUGGAAGCUGGGGGGAAAGCACUACUGAAAAGGCGGCGAGGGCUUAACAGAGAAAGGCGCGACGAAGGACGACUACAGCCGGCUAGCGAGGUGGCGUACGAGCGUACCUACUUGCCAACGGGACACGAAACGAAGACACUCCAAAGAUGAGAAGUGGGAUUUUUAUGCGAGUUUACCAGCAUUGAAGCAAGCAGAGGACGCAGAGGAGCCAUGUCCACCGCCGUAUCUCACCAACUACCAGAGCAGGACAAGGAGGUGGAGGAGGAGGAAGAGGAUGAGGAGCAAGGCGAGGAGUUUGUUUUUGACGACAGCGAGGACGAAGAGAAGCCUCCGGGGGAUGACCGAGACUUGCUUCAAUUGUCAAAGCCGGAAGUCCCAAAGAUGUGCGAGGACUCUUCGCGGGCUGUCAAAGACGUCACGCCGCAGGAAGGAAGCGCCAACAAGGAUGAUGUUCCAGUUGCUGAUUCAGCCACUGGGGUCCCCGCAGCAGCCCAGCUAAUAACAGCGGACGCUGAUCCAGGAGCCAGCGAGGCGGAAACAGCCAAGGAAAGCUCCGGGGACGUUCCGGAAGCAUCUCUUGAAAUUGAAGCCGACGUCAUCUACGACGACGUCCCGAGUGAGGAGCCCAUCUCACCUGAUGAAGACACGCUCUACGAGGAUGUCCAGCGGGACUCCUGCGGCCCAUCCGUUGCGGGCAACGGGUGGAGCUCCAGCGAAUUUGAGAGCUACGACGAGCAGUCGGAUGGAGAGAGCAAAGUUCCCACUCGCAGCAAGCUGUCCCCUGAAGUGCGACGGCUGAGGGAACGCUGCGCCAGGACCAAGCGUGAGCUGGCUAUGAAGCUGUCUGGCAAGCACAACUAUGACAUCAAGGUGCAGCAGCUCAUGAAGGCAGCUAGAAGCAACACCAAGGAUGGGCUUGAAAAGACCAGAAUGGCCGUCAUGCGCAAAGUCUCCUUCCUUCACCGGAAAGACACUAUUGAGGAGGAGGACGACGCGGGCUACCUGGACGUGGCGAUAUCAGACGUGACGCAUCCGCCGCCGCAAUUGAGCGCCAUGCCGGAGGGCCUGACCAGCCACCAGGUUGUCCGGCGUCACAUCCUCGGAUCCAUCAUUCAGAGCGAGCGUAGCUACCUGGAGUCCUUGCGGAGGAUUCUGCAGGAAUACCACAAACCUCUGCUGGAGGCCGACCCACGCAUUUUGAGUCCGCGCAAGAUCCGGCCCAUCUUUUACCGAGUCCGGGAGAUUACGCAUUGCCAUUCCAUGUUCCAGAUUGCGCUGGCGUCCCGAGUGGCCGAAUGGGACAGCUGCGAGAAAAUCGGAGACUUGUUCGUGGCCUCGUUCUCCAAGUCCAUGGUGCUGGACGUGUACAGCGACUACGUGAACAACUUCACCAAUGCCAUGGCGCUCAUUAAAAAAGCCUGUCUGUCCAAGCCGGCCUUUCUGGAAUUCCUAAAGAAGAAACAGGCUUCCAGCACGGACCGCAUCACUCUCUACGGCCUAAUGGUGAAGCCCGUCCAGCGAUUCCCACAGUUCAUAUUGCUCCUGCAGGACAUGCUUAAGAACACACCUAAAGGCCACGUGGACCGCCUGCCCCUGCAGCUCGCCCUCACCGAACUGGAGACGCUGGCCGAGAAGCUCAACGAGCAGAAGCGAGUCGCCGACCAGAUCGCCGAGACCCAGCAGCUCGCUCGCAGCGUUAGCGAUCGCCUGCUCAGUAAGCAACUGAACCUGGAGCAGGGCGCUCUGGUCCAAUGCGAGACGCUCAUCGAGACCGUGUACGGCGAGCGGGGACAAGUCCUCAAGUCCAAAGAGCGCAAGGUCUUCCUCUUCGACGACGUCUUAAUCUGCGCCAACAUAAAUGUCAAGGGCUCUCCAGACAUCAGCAGCUUAGUCCCGGUGGGGCCCAAGUACACCAUGAAGUGGAGCGCCCCCUUGCAGCAGGUGCAGGUUGUGGAAGUGGGUCAGGAGACAUCCCAGAGCAAGGACGCCGUCUUCCCGCAGAAUGCUAGCAAGCGGCAAAACGCCGCCCACACUUCAGGUAAAUCCCUUCUGGGUCCUCCAAGGCUCUACCAAGAACUGCAGGAACUCCAGCAUGACCUCGGUGUGGUGGAGGACGUGACGCUACUGGUGGGCACCCUAGAAGGGACGUACCAGAACCUGAACACCACAGUGGCCCAGGACUGGUGUCUGGCACUGCAGAGGCUCAUUCGUAUCAAAGAGGAGCAGAUCCAGAGCGCCAACAAAUGCCGCUUGCGCCUGCAGGUGCCCGGAAGGCCAGACAAGUCCGGUCGUCCCGUCAGCUUCAUGGUGGUCUUCAACACUCCAAACCCCCUUAGCAAGAUCUCCUGGGUCAACCGGUUGCACUUGGCCAAGAUUGCGCAACGCGAGGAAAACUCCCCCGGCUGGCUGUCCGGCGAGCACGAGGGCAAGCCGACGGCCCCUUUUUGGGGUCCGCUGCUUGUCUGUCACAUGCCCGUUUUUGCGACCAAGUCCCCUGAGAGAAAGCUUGAAGCCGCCAUCCACAAUCCUGUUCACUGUGCGAUGUUAGGCUUCUCGGCAGCCAGCACAUCCUUACCUCAAGGCUUCCUCUGGGUGGCGGCCGGCGCGGAAGAUCAGGGCCAGAUCGAGAUAUUCUCCCUCAACAGACCUGUGCCGAGAGCUGUGAAGAGCCUGCAAGUGGGCUCCGCCGUCCGCUGUCUGGAAUACGUGCCAGAGGUUUCUCCCGCCGAGGAGACGGAGGACGGCGCUCACAAGCUCCAGCCGGGGAACAGCACCGGCGUCUGUGUCGGUUUAGAUGACGGACGAAUUCUGGUGUACGGCAGCGUGGACGCUACGGCUCAGUGCCUCUUGACCCUUAGUAACCCCCAGGGCUGCCCUGUUCUGUGCCUGAAACACUCGCCUUGCUUCCUGUUUGCCGGUUUGCACGACGGUACCUUGAUGGUUUAUGGGAGGAAAAACGGAGAUGAUCCCUGGGACCCGGAUUCUGGCAGAAGCGUGAGCUUGGGUUCAGAUCCGGUACGGACCCUUUUGGUGCUCGACGACUCGGUGUGGGCAAGUUGCGGAAAUUCGGUCACGGUGGUUGACAUCUGCAGCCUCAGCACUCAGAAAGUGGAGGUUCACCCUGACCCGACGGUGAGCGUGGCGCACGUAGCUCACGCCGGCGGCGGGGUGUGGAUGGCGUUCUCGGAGGGUUCAUCCAUUCGUCUCUUUCACACCGAGACGCUGGAACUGCUGCAGGAGAUAAACAUCUCGACGCGCUCUACUCUGCUCAACACCGUUCCAGAAAGCAUGCGAGUUACCAGCCUGCUCAUCUGUCAAGGACUAUUGUGGGUCGGCACCGCCCAAGGCUUCAUUGUCACUCUUCCUGUUCCCAAACUGGAGGGCAUACCAAAAAUAACAGGUAAAGGCAGAGUCUCCCUGAAUGCCCACUGCGGACCGGUGGACUUCCUGACGUCCAUCACCAGCACUUUGUCCCCGAACCUCCUGAAGAGGGACUCGGUAGCUGACGGGCCGGACUCUGCGUGCGGGGGCGAGGAUCCCAGUGACGCGUCCUCCCAGGAAUCCCUGCAGCAGCCGGGUGAGGGCCGCGCGCGGGGCCGCGGUGUCCUGCUAAGGUACAAGCUCCGCUCCACAUCUGGACUGCCCGGGCGCCCGCUGACGGCUGACGAAGCGUCCGACUCGUCGCUGGAGUCCCUAGAGCACAGCGUUGAGGACGGCUCUAUCUACGAGCUCAGCGACGACCCCGAGACGUGGGUGCGGGGGCGCCCCUCAGAGAAGGACGGCAGGGGCAGGGAUGGGGUGGUCUCGGCCGCCGUGGUCUCUGGAGGGCGGGGCUUCCGGAGGCUCCGAGAAGGUGCUCCCGCGGCUGCUCGGACUGGCGGGGAUUCCUUAGAGAACAUUCUUAUGGUUUGGCAAUUGCCUUUGACUGUUUAAUUUAUAACAACAUACUUAACUUCUAGUGAAAUUACAUAGCAUUCCAGAUGAAUAGUAUGUUUACUCAUCUUGGCAGAAAGAUGUGAUCAUAAGGGAAGCACUUUGCCUUGUUUUUAGCGUUGUUGCCAUUGCCCAGCCUCAGAAUAACAACUGAAUUUUCCCACAUAUCACAAAACAUUCUUAUUCAUAGAAACAAGUCAUUACAGAGUAACAACAAUUUCCCAAACAGGCAAAUUGCACAAAAACUGGUAUUUACCAAACAGUCGAUUAGCCGACAAUUUUUAAAAAACUCAGUCUUUACAGUUUGUGGUUGCUGAUUUCAAAUCUGUUAUUAGUUUUUAUUUCCUGUAUGCUUUACUUUUCCUGCAAUUGGCAUUUUUGUUAUUCUUAUAUAGUGGUACCUUAAGAUAAGAAAGCUUCGGUGCAAGAAAAAUUCAUUUUACGAAAAGUUUUUCGAAGCUUUUCGCUCAAUAUUCCGAAGAAUUGUUCAUCAAACAAAAGAUAAUACGCACUCUAAUAGAUUAUUCCCACUCGCAACAAUCCAAUGAUGUAACUAUGUUUGACUAUAAAUGUAAACAAAUAAUUAAAUAUACCGUAAUUUUUGGACUUUUUCCCUUCAUUUUGAAUCCUGCUAUUUAUAGUCCAGUGCAGCUUAUUUGUUGAUUUAUUUGGGUUAAUAGGUAACUUUUUUUAAAGCAGUGUCAUAAGACUGUCAUAAGACCGUCAUAACUAUGACAUGACACUAUCAUCGGUAUUACUGAAUGCUUAUGUCAUUAACUUAUUUCACUAAAUCCAUUUAUGUCUACUUUGAAUAUUUUACAUCCAUUUAAAAGUGACACAAUUUGCCAGAUAACACUAAAUAACAUCUGUUAUAAACCUUGCUUAAUGCUCAUGACAGUGUCAUGUCAUAGUUAUGAUUGUCUAAUGACAGUCUAAUGGCGUCACUGUCAAAUAAAGAGUUUAACAAAUACCAUAACUAGCAAUUAAUGAAACAACUGGAACAGUAACUGAAGAAAUAUUAAGUACAGAACAUGUAUUUUGAUUGUUUUGAUUUGAUUGAUCUGUAGCGCUGCAAUGCAUGCUAGGAGGCAUGUAAGACGACAACAGUUUUGACAGCAGGUGGCAGCAGAGGUUCACUGUCCCCCCCAAGGGAGCAGUGAAGGCCAAAUGAAGCUUCUUGAAGCAAUGAAGCUUUGUAGCCAAUUGGUUCAAAGCUUCAUGGUGGUUCAUUUGGUCUUAUGGUAGUCUUAUGAUGUUGCUGUCAAAUAAAUGGUUACCGGUUCAUAUCUUUUGGUAUGAAUACCCGAUAAUACAGUGAGGGCAGCUGCGGCUUACCAUCCAGUGAGGCCGUUUUUGUGCCAAAUUUGGUGGGUGGCGGUUUAAGUUCAGGUGCGCCUUAUAGUGCGAAAGUUAUGGUACACACCACAAUGUCCUACACUAUGCUCAUGUAUAUGAAAACAACAUGAAGCAAACAGCAAGAUGAAAUAACAAGCAACGGCUACCAAAGUUAGCUCGUCUUUUAGCACUCUUUGUUUGCUAUGAGCUCCAGUCGUCAUGUGAUAACGUCUGUAGAAGAGCUGGAACCUAACAAAUUAGAUCAGGGGUCUCCAAACCGGUCCUCGAGGGCCGUUGUGGGUCAUGGUUUUUGUUCAUACUGACCAAGCACAGACCUUUUAACCAAUGUGGUUUCUACUAAAACAAGCAGCACCUGACUGCAAUCAACUGAUUACACUUAUAAAACACCAGAUUGGUGAAAAGGUUUGGUCUUGUUUUGUUGGAGUAAACCCUGCACCCACUGCAGCCCUAUGUGGAAUAUUUUGGAGACCACUGAAUUAGAUACACUUAAGCACCACUAGGGGGGUACAACAGACAGGCAAUCAAAGGACAUGGCGAUAAAUUUAAUGUGAUGUUUAAGUAGAGCUUGGAACGAAUUAGGCGAUUAAAAAAACAUGAUACGAAAGCCACUCCGGAACAAACUACUUUCUUAUCUUAAGAUUUCACUGUGUUAGUGUUAUUUAAUGCAGAUUCGUCAUAUUUUCACCGAGAACUAAAUCAACUUUUCAGUCCUUUGCAUAGUUACCGUACUGGCCCAAAUAUAAGACGGUGUUUUUUGCAUUGAAAUAAGACUGAAAAAGAGGGGGUCGUCUUAUAUUCGCGGUCUAGACAUUAUACCCAUUCAUGACGCUAGAUGGCGCCAGAUAUCAUUGACGCGAUGUUCUGUCAUGACAGAUCUCAGCUACUCUCAAGUUUAACCAGUUUGCAUUAUUUUAUUGCUAUGUUUUUCCUUAUUCAGAUUAGUUUCAAGAUUACAGUUACAGUUACACUUCACUUUGAUAGUUAAUGCAGAUAUUACAAUUUUGUUGUUUUAUCACAAUAGAUUGGUUUAUUUACAUAUCAAAAACCAGGAACCAUUCAUUUACGAAAGUGAUUGCACAUUAGUUUACAUAUUUAAAUGUUCAGAUAUUAAGAUUUGAAUGAGGCAAAAUAACAUGAUUUUUCUUUCAAAUAUAUUGUCAUAAUCAUAUGUUUCAGUUGUACUGUAAUUAUUUUCUGUAUAAAAAUUAAUUUGGUGUUCAAAAAGUCUUUUUUCAAACUUGAGUCUUGAGUCGUCUUAUAUUCGGGCCAAUACGGUAUAUAUUUUUGAAUUGUUUUCAACAUUAGCUUUUCACCGUUGACUAAUUUUAACAUAUCGUCACAAUGUCCUUAUUGUUGGUCUCCCGUAUCUGCAGUUUGUCUAAAACAUAGCGUAACGUGUUACUUUGUAAGUGACAUUAUAUCAACAGGUAAAAAUGCUCAAAAAUCAACAGGAAUAUAGUUAUACCAACUAUCUCAGCAAAGCUAGCAUUGCAAUUUAUCCCAAAAUUGCAUUUUUUAGUUUUGCAACAUAAUGCUUUUUGGGUGUUUUUUAAGUGCCAGCUAUAUACCCACCACUUUGUUAUAGUAUUGCUGUGCAAUAAUUUUGCAUUGCACAACAAAAAUUGAAAUCUUGAUUUGCACAAAAGGUCAGAUUUGAAUUCAGCACCACCCAAAUUACGUCAGAACAACUGCAGGUAGUCCCCAGGUUACUACGUACUCGACUUACGCAAUUUCGACUUUUCGACGCCGGAGUCUCGUCCGCCUUUUGUCUCUGGUCUUUUUAAUUUUUUUAGUCACACAAACUACCUAAUUUAAACUUUACUUCCUUCGCUUUGACAAUUUGUAAAGCUAUAACACAAAUAUGUACACGUCUGUUCGAAACGACACACAUUUUAACAAUAACACACACGACACAAAACAAUUGGUGUUCAAACGUCCUUCUAGCUGCUCUGCCCCCCCCCGGCUUUGGAAUUCACCACUACCCGACCUCAGGAACACCGACUCACUCCCCCUUUUUCAAUCCAAACUCAAAACUCACCUGUUCAGACUAGUGCUGCAACGAUUAAUCGAUUAACUCAAGUAUUCAAUGAGGACAAAAAAAAAUUUAUAUUCAAUUUUGCCGCUUCGAGUAUUCGUUUAUUUAAAGUAACGUUGUAAUGGUUUAUUUUGAAAGUGUUUGCAUUUCGUCUUAUUGAUUUGGGUGGAUUUACUGCCUUCUAGUAUGCCUCAAUUCACAUGGCUGAAUCUAGGUGCUCCCUGUUAAGACCAACAUAAGCUAAUUUUUGUUUGAGCUAAUAUUUUUUUUUAAUUCAUUCGUAAUUUAGUUAAUAGGUAUGUUUAGAAUAUUUUUGUGGGAAUAUGUGUUUCAACCAUUUAGAGCAUUGUAAAAAAAUUAGCGGACUUUUGCGAUGUAAGUUACCCAAUUGUUCUUUUGUUGUACAUAGAUCCUCAUUUAUUUAUUUUUUUAAUACCGUUUGAGGCUCAGCUCAGGUAAUUUAAUUAUUCAUUUUCCUUAUCCAAUUACUCGAUUAUUCGAAUUAGUGGUUUAUCCAUUAAUCGACUACUAAAAUAAUCGAUAGCUGCAGCCCUAGUUCAGACUCGCAUAUCCAUAAUAAACCCUGAUUUCUUUGUGUUUUACUGUUCUGCUAAUUAUUUUCAUCGAUUAGUAUUUUUUUUCGUUUUAAAUGUUCUAUACUAAAUUGUUUUUAAUGUUUUUAGUCUUUCAUUUUUCUGAUUGUUUUUUUAAAUGAUUGUAUGGUGACCUUGAGUGCCAGAAAGGCGCCGUCAAAUAACAUGUAUAAUUAUUAUUAUUAUUAAAUUCAGUAGAUUAAAUUAGCCUAAUUUGCUUCACAAAAGUCUGCUAGCUUAAAUGCUAAUGCUAACGUAUUUACAAUUCUAGUAGCAAAUCGCUCUCAUGUCAUUCCACAAACAGUAGCUCUAAACUUAAUUACAAAUGAACGCACAAACAUAUAUUAGCUAAAACAACUUACAGCCUAAAGUGGGCCAAACCAGAGCGUAGCUAUCCUUUCAUCCAUGUGAGACGUCUGAGUGGUCCUGUAAGGAAGCAUUAUUGAACGUCCAGCAAGAUCCAACGCUGCCACUAGAGGGCAGUGUAUCCUCCACCAUUAAACAAAAUACAAAACAUUUGGACUUUUUGGAUAGUUCUUUUGAUUUUUUAAAGGGAUAAUUCCGACGUAAGUGUAAAUUCGGGUUUCGUCGCCAACAUAGGAACGUAACUCAUUCGUAACCCGGGGACUAACUGUAUGUUGACCCAUGUUCUCAUUGCAACAGCUACACUACUUAUGAACUAAGAAAUAUCUAAAAAGAACGUUAUUUAUGAAAGGUAAAUGAGGAAGGUAAAACCCACUUGAAAAUAUUAGAGAGGCCUGUAAUUGAUAACAUGGGUAAACCUCAACCAUGAGAAACAGAAUGUGGGGAAAAAACCCAGAAAAUCACAUUGUUUGAUUUUUAAAGAAUUUAUUUGCAAAUCAUGAUGGAAAAUAAGUAUUUUUGUCAAUACCAAAAGUUCAUCUCAAUACUUUGUUAUGUACCCUUUGUUGGCAAUAACGGAAGCCAAACGUUUUCUUUUACUCUUCACAAGCUAUUCACACACUGUUGCUGGUAUUUUGGCGCAGAUCUCCUCUAGUCCAGUGAUGUUUUGGAGCUGUCGUUGGGCAACACGGACUUUCAACUCCCUCCACAGAUUUUCUAUGGGGUUGAGAUCUGGAGACUGGCUAGGCCACUCCAGGACCUUGAAAUGCUUCUUACGAAGCCACGUCUUUGUUGCCCUGGCUGUGUGUUUGAGAUCAUUGUCAUGCUGAAAGACCCAGCCACAUCUCAUUUUCAAUGCUCUUGCUGAUGGAAGGAGAUUUUCACUCAAAUUCUCUCGAUACAUGGCCCCAUUCAUUCUUUCCUUUACACGGAUCAGUAGUCCUGGUCCCUUUGCAGAAAAACAGCCCCAAAGCAUGAUGUUUCCACCCCCUUGCUUCACAGUGGGUAUGGUGUUCUUCGGAUGCAAUUCAGUAUUCUUUCUCCUCCAAACACGAGAACCUGUGUUUCUACCAAAAAGUUCUAUUUUGGUUUCAUCUGACCAUAACACAUUCUCCCAGUCCUCUUCUGGAUCAUCCAAAUGCUCUCUAGCGAACCGCAGACGGGCCUGGACGUGUACUUUCUUCAGCAGGGGGACACGUCUGGCAGUGCGGGAUUUGAGUCCCUGGCGGCGCAUUGUGUUACUGAUAGUAGCCUUUGUUACUGUGGUCCCAGCUCUCUGUCGGUCAUUCACUAGGUCCCCCGUGUGGUUCUGGGAUUUUUGCUCACCGUUCUUGUUAUCAUUUUGACGCCACGGGGUGAGAUCUUGCAUGGAGCCCCAGAUCGAGGGAGAUUAUCAGUGGUCUUGUAUGUUUUCCAUUUUCUAAUAAUUGCUCCCACAGUUGAUUUCUUUACACCAAGCGGUUUACCUGUUGCAGAUUCAGUCUUCCCAGCCUGGUGCAGGUCUACAAUUUUGUCUCUGGUUUCCUUCGACAGCUCUUUGGUCCUGGCCAUAGUGGAGUUUGGCGUGUGACUGACUGAAGUUGUGGACAGGUGUCUUUUAUACCAAUAAUGAGUUAAAACAGGUGCCAUUAAUACAACUAACGAGUGGAACUUCUUUAGAAGAAGUUAAUACUUAUUUUCCACUCUAAUUUGGAUUUUUUUUUUUUUUUUUUUAAUCAAACAAGGUGAUUUUCUGUUUUUUUCCCCCACAUUCUGUCUCUCAUGGUUGAGGUUUUACCCAUGUUGACAAUUACAGGCCUCUCUAAUCUUUUCAAGUAGGAGAACUUGCACAAUUGGUGGUUGACUAUAUACUUAUUUGCCCCACUGUAUAUCUGAUUUAAUGUUAUUUCAUAACUUAAAUCAUUGGUUGCCAUUGACGGUAAUUGACGUUUGGAUAUCUACUAGUGACCAAAAUGAAAAAAAAAAACAAAAAAAAAACAAUUAGCAUCAGAGGGUUAACAAUUCCCACUCCAAAUGGAUUGGACGUCUAUUGCAGUCAAUGGCACUGAUACAUGAUCAUUCAAAGCUAGACAUCCCAGUUAAAAACAAAUGUCGUUCAUAUGAAUAUAUAAGGGAAACCCUUUCUUAAGCUUUGUUGGUGUUUGACAAACAGCUUGAAAUGUGCGAGACCGCCCCCUGCAGGACAGGUGUUGGACAAUGCUGAAAGCGUACGAUUUAAAGCAAACGGGGCGAAGACUCGCCAAAUUUGUGAAAGUGAACCAUGAGACUCCACUAAACUUUGUUGCACAUAUUUGUAAUGCUCAUCUUUUUGUUUACACUAGAAUGCUUUGAACGUGUAGCACUUAUGUGUUGUAGGAUUUUUUUCUUUCUUAGGAAAAAAGAUGACUUGGAUUUGAAAUGUUCUUUGAAAGUCCCUUGAAGUGAAAAUAAACAUGUUAACAACUGCGGUAACUAAAUGAGGCUUCCAAGAUUCUGACAAAUGUGGUGUAUUUUUUCCCCCCCAAUCCCCACACCCUCCUCGCUUGGCCAGCGAUCUGGAGGGGACCACAAAAAUCUUUUCACUAGCACCCCACUUACACACACCCUAUUCAAAUUCAAAGUCCUGCUACAAGUAUUCUUUACCUUGGUUCCUUUUAGAGCAACACUAGGUAACUUCAGUUUUGGUUGAUCAUAUACGCGGCCAUCAGUUGACAAGAAAACCUCCCCAGACUUGGUGCCACACCUUCCCUCUGGAGUAUUUAGGAGGCCAACCCAUAGAGCGUGACUUUCACUAUUCACUGUGAUAAACUCAAACACGCUGUGUUCUAACGCCGGAUUUAGGUGGAAAUAGGAAGGUUUUACUGCAUACAAGCAGGCAGUAGUGUCUCAAGAGUGAUUUGGUUGACGAUUCAAGGUAGCACCAUGCAUGCAUUUUGAAACAUUGUGAAUACAAUGAAAUGAAUGGGAAAAAAAUAGCUUUAUUAUAUUUAUUGAUAAAUAUUUACAUAAAAAGAAUGUUAC